Molecule: messenger RNA, 459 nt
Organism: Ipomoea triloba (trilobed morning glory)
Lineage: Eukaryota; Viridiplantae; Streptophyta; Magnoliopsida; Solanales; Convolvulaceae
Product: SKP1-like protein 1A
Exons: 1
Coding region: 1-459 (152 amino acids)
Biological process (GO): SCF-dependent proteasomal ubiquitin-dependent protein catabolic process
Cellular component (GO): nucleus; cytoplasm
Molecular function (GO): cullin family protein binding
Source: RefSeq, a predicted model, not a curated record
AUGAUGUCUUCUACCAAGAUGAUCAUAUUGAGGAGUUCUGAUGAGGAGAUAUUCGAGGUGGAAGAAUUGGUGGCUCUUGAGAUGCAAACGAUAAAGUACAUGAUUGACGACGAAUGCGUGGACACUAUCAUUCCCAUCGCUAACGUGACUGGCAAGAUCUUGGCUAAGGUUAUAGGGUAUUGCAAAUCGCACGCCGAAGCCGCAAAGACUAGCCAGGAUGAUCUUAAAGACUUUGAUGCUAAUUUCAUCAAAGUUGACCAUCAAACACUAUUAGAUCUUAUAAUGGCCGCUAAUUUCCUUAACGUUAAGAGCUUGCUUGAUCUUACAUGCCAAGCUGUUGCAAAUCUGAUCGAGAAUAAGACAGUGGAAGAGCUCCGCAAAAAUUUUAACAUUCAAAAUGACUUCACACCUGAGGAAGAAGAAGAGGUCCGUAGGGAGAAUGCUUGGGCAUUUGAGUAA